Messenger RNA from Rhagoletis zephyria (snowberry fruit fly), 792 nucleotides. NCBI's taxonomy places the organism in Eukaryota, Metazoa, Arthropoda, Insecta, Diptera, Tephritidae. The record is from RefSeq and is a predicted model, not a curated record.
AUGUCUUCGCGAGUUGAUGUAAACAACAGCCAAGAGCACCAUCACGUCUACCAGUAUGUCGGGCCGUACAGACUGGAGAAGACCCUCGGCAAGGGUCAAACGGGUCUGGUUAAACUCGGCGUCCACUGCGUCACAGGCAAGAAAGUUGCAGUCAAGAUUGUCAACCGAGAGAAGCUAUCGGAAAGUGUGCUCCAAAAAGUCGAACGGGAAAUUGCCAUCAUGAAGCUAAUCGAACACCCGCAUGUGCUGGGACUGUUCGACGUGUAUGAAAAUAAAAAGUACCUAUACCUCAUUUUGGAGCACGUUUGCGGCGGUGAACUGUUUGACUACUUGGUAAAGAAAGGAAGGCUCACGCCAAAAGAGGCAAGAAGAUUUUUUCGUCAAAUUAUUUCUGCAUUAGACUUUUGCCACAGUCAUUCCAUUUGCCAUCGAGAUCUAAAGCCCGAGAAUCUUCUUCUGGACGAGAAAACUAAUAUAAAGAUUGCCGAUUUCGGAAUGGCUUCACUGCAGAUGGACGGCUCUAUGCUGGAGACCUCUUGCGGAAGCCCGCACUAUGCAUCACCAGAGAUCAUUAGGGGCGAAAAGUACGACGGACGCCAGGCAGACGUGUGGUCGGUGGGCGUCAUUUUGUAUGCUCUACUAGUGGGUGCCUUACCUUUUGAUGACGAUAACCUACGCCAACUGCUUGAAAAAGUGAAGCGCGGAACUUUUCACAUACCCCAUUUUGUGCCUCCUGAAUGUCAAGACCUUCUGCGACGAAUGAUCGAAGUGAAUGCAAACAGACGAAUUCCG